Molecule: messenger RNA, 420 nt
Organism: Saprolegnia parasitica CBS 223.65
Lineage: Eukaryota; Oomycota; Saprolegniomycetes; Saprolegniales; Saprolegniaceae
Exons: 2
Coding region: 1-420 (139 amino acids)
Source: RefSeq, a predicted model, not a curated record
AUGGCGAUCGUCCUCGGGCCGGUGGCCAUCUCGGUCGCGCUCCAUCUUCUGCCUCGGCGGGUCGCCAACAUGGCGGCCUUGACACUCUGGAUGAUCGUGCUAUGCGUUUGUUGGUCCAAAAAAGAAGACGAAGACGGCUACAGCCCCGCGACGACGUCCGACGACACCGACGACAUCUACGACGACAUCGCCGUGGCGACGAGCGGCGACACCGACGACGUCCCCACCUACGGCGCCUGCGUGCUCAUCGUCUUGACGGAUACGGUGACAGCGUUGCUCAUCUGCAACUUCGUGGUAGAGGAUGUCAUCCCCGCGUACUUGAACCAUCUCAACGCCGCUGCGCAAGUUCUUUCGCGGCUUGGCUUUGCUCCAGCGCCGCUCGACGUGACAGACGACAACGACGUGUUCAACGACGAGUAA